Sorex fumeus (smoky shrew) is the source of this 3133-nucleotide messenger RNA. RefSeq names its product cytochrome P450 7A1. Lineage: Eukaryota; Metazoa; Chordata; Mammalia; Eulipotyphla; Soricidae. The record is from RefSeq and is a predicted model, not a curated record. The coding region runs from base 57 to 1559 and encodes 500 amino acids. Gene Ontology annotation, molecular function: iron ion binding; heme binding; cholesterol 7-alpha-monooxygenase activity. The transcript has 6 exons. Gene Ontology annotation, biological process: cholesterol homeostasis; bile acid biosynthetic process; cholesterol catabolic process.
CUAUUUAGUUGCAUUCUUACCUUUCUAAGCAUAGAAGAUUAAGUUAGAUUUGCAAUAUGCUGACCAUGUCAUUGAUCUGGGGAGUUGUUAUAGCUGUGUGUUGCUGUUUGUGGCUUGUUCUCGGAAAGAGAAGAAGGCAAAUAGGUGAACCACCUCUGGAGAAUGGGUUAAUUCCAUAUUUUGGAUGUGCUCUGCAAUUUGGUGCCAAUCCUCUUGAGUUCCUGAAAGCAAAUCAAAGGAAACAUGGUCAUAUUUUCACCUGCAAACUAAUGGGAAACUAUGUCCACUUUGUAACAAAUCCCUUGUCAUACCAGAAAGUAUUAUGCCAUGGGAAAUAUUUUGACUGGAAAAAAUUUCACUUUACUACUUCUGCAAAGGCAUUUGGGCACAGAAGCAUUGAUCCAAAUGAUGGAGACACAACUGAAAACAUAAACAAGACUUUAAUCAAGACCCUACAGGGUGAUGCCUUAAAUUCCCUCACAGAAACAAUGAUGGAAAACCUCCAACGGGUCAUGAGACUUCAAGUCAUCCCUAACUCACAGCCCAUGUGGAGAACAGAAGGGCUGUAUUCCUUCUGUUACCGAGUGAUGUUUGAAGCUGGAUAUAUAACACUCUUUGGCAGAGAUAUUACAGGGCAAGAUACACAAAAAGCACUUAUUCGUAAUCACCUUGACAACUUCAAGGAAUUUGACAAAAUCUUUCCAGCUUUGGUAGCAGGUCUCCCCAUCCACAUGUUCAAGACUGCACAUCACGCCAGGGAAAAACUGGAAGAGAGCUUCAAGCAUGAGAACCUGGGGAAAAGAUACCACAUGUCAGAACUGAUAAGGUUUAUGAAUGACACACUGUCUACCUUAGAUGACAUGGAGAAGGCCAAGUCACACGUCGCUCUACUCUGGGCUUCAUUAGCAAACACCAUUCCUGCUACAUUCUGGAGCUUGUUUCAUAUGAUUAGGAACCCCGAAGCAUUGAAAGCAGCUACAGAAGAAGUGAAGAAAACUCUGGAGAAUGCUGGUCAAAACAUCAGCUCUUGGGACCAUCCUAUUUCCUUGAGUCCAACACAACUGAAUGACAUGACUGUGCUAGACAGUAUCAUCAAGGAGUCUCUGAGGCUUUCUAGUGCCUCCCUGAACAUUCGGCCUGCUAAAGAGGAUUUCACUUUGCACCUUCAGGAAGGUUCCUUUAAUAUUCGCAAAGAUGACAUCAUAGCACUUUAUCCACAACUAAUGCAUUUAGAUCCAGAAAUUUAUCCGGACCCUUUGACUUUUAAAUAUGAUCGCUAUCUUGAUGAAGAUGGGAAGAUAAAGACUGCCUUCUACAGAAAUGGACACAGGUUAAAAUAUUAUUAUAUGCCUUUUGGAUCAGGAGCCACAAUAUGUCCUGGAAGAAUAUUUGCUGUCCUGGAAAUCAAGCAAUUUUUGAUUUUGAUGCUUACCUAUUUUGAGCUAGAGCUGGUGGAAAACCCUGUUAAAUGUCCCCCUUUGGACCAGUCCCGUGCAGGUUUAGGCAUUUUACCACCAUUAAACGAUGUUGAGUUUAAAUAUAAACGCAAAUGUUCCUGAGAAUGUAAUUAGAGAGAGGUGAUAUCACAGGACUGAAGAACACAUUGUAUAGCUCUCUCUUUGGACAGAUACCUUAACUGGUAGUGAAAGUGAUAUAGCAAGUCUAAUUCUUGAUCACUGACCUUUGCUUGUGAAUCUGAAUAUUUGGGUGACAGUUUCUAGAUUCCAUCUCAGUCUAUGCUGGUUAGAAGCACAACUGUUUUUGUUUGAAUUAGUGAACGGUCAUAUAACCAGGACUGAACUUCAUUUUUUUCACCCAGAAGAAAAAGCUUUUUGUUUGUCCAGAAUGAAGAUACUCCAAUUGGCAGUCUUUUUUCCUAAGGAAAUGAACUUAUUUUUAUAAAAGUUAUCUAGUAAAUUUGAAAAAGUUACAAAUUCACGUUUUAGUGAAACCAUGAUUUUUUAAUAAGAAGAAAAUAUCUUUUCAUUUUCCCUAUAUCAAGUAUUCACACUUUUAAAAAUAAUAAUAUACUAAUUUCUGAACUACAUUAAAGAUAGUUUAAUAUUUCCAUUUAAAGUCAGGGUUCAACUAUCUUAACUAUGUUUUCAUUGGAGUUCAUUUAGUGUGUAUUUUUUUUCAGAAAAGGCAAUUAUUUUCUGGCAUCACUAAACCUGAAUCAAUUAAAAGAAUAUAGGUUUUAUGUGGCAUAUUUUUAAGUUAAAAUAAAUAUUAUCCCUAUUAAGAGAAAACAGUCAUUUAAAUAGCUUUUAAAUAGCCAUUUAAAAGCAUUGGGUGUAAAAUGUGGGACAUAGAGAUCAUUUAAUAUAAUCUAGUAUUGUACUUUAAAUACUUUUUAUAUUUCAAUAUCAUUCAAUUGAAGAAAAUAUAAUUUAAGGUGGGGCUGGAGCGAUAGCACAGUGGUAGGGCGUUUGCCUUGCACGCAGCCAACAUGGCUGACCUGAGUUCGAUUCCUCCGCCCCUCUCGGAGAGCCCGGCAAGCUACCGAGAGUAUCUGGCCCGCACGGCAGAGCCUGGCAAGCUCCCCGUGACGUAUUCGAUAUGCCAAACACAGUAACAACGAAGUCUCCAAUGGAGACGUUACUGGGCCCGCUUGAGCAAAUCGAUGAACAACGGGAGGACAGUGACAGGACAGUGAUAAUUUAAGGUUAUUUGAUAACCUUUAAUGUGUAUUACAGUGCUGAGGUGAGGUAUUUUAUGUACUGGAGUUAUCAGUUAUAUUUUAUUGAUAUUUCUGUAUGUAUUUAUUUGUAAAUUAUGCUUACUUAUUUCUUGUAUUACAAAUAUUUCUGUACUAGAAAAUAUUGUUAAAUUCUAUAAUUUUUAAAUGAUUCACCUUUCAGAAAUAUGUGUGAAUGUUUUAAAUUUUAUAUUAAGAAUACUAAAUACAUUCAUCUGAAAAGCUGCAAGAAUUGUGUUCAAAAUUUAUUCCUUAUAAGAAGCAAAAUUGUCAUUCACUUAAAAAUUUCUCUACCAAUCAUGAAAUUUAUUAAUUAAAAAAAUCUUGUUAUUUAAUAUUAUCACAAAAUUACCUGUUACAUACAUUAAUUUCAUAGUGAGAAAAUUAAACUCUUUCAGAUGUAGGUCAUGAUCAAUAAAACUGUUUUAUACUCGA